UGCUAACAGACGCUUUCCCCUUCCGCAUUGUUUGUUUUCAAACCAGCUGGUAGGGAAAUUCCCACGAACUGCGCUCUGAUUGGUCAACACUAUUCCUCUAGAUCAACAUGGCAGCGCCCACCAGCACAUCGGCGACGAUCACGAGUGCGAAUGAAACCCGAAAUUGUGCCUCAAAUGCUGAAAAGGAAGUAGACAUUUAUCGUGACACUCCCAUUAGGUAUCUUGGAUAUGCAAAUGAAGUUGGAGAGUCAUUCCGGGCAUUGAUCCCAAAAUCUGCUGUGUGGGCCACAUAUGGGAUCGCCAGUGCAUAUGUGCUUGCUGAUGCCAGACACAAAGGGCAAGUAGCUGCUAAGUUGAACUGGCCUGAUGACUCCACCAAGAAGCAGAAAGUCAUGCAUGCCGUGGGUGAUACCAUUGUGUGGCAGGGGUUGGCAUCUGUCAUGAUACCAGGGUUCACCAUCAAUAGAAUAUGCAAGCUUUCUCUCUUCACCCUCAGCAGAGUGUCCAGUCUUCCAGAGCCAGUCAGGAAAUGGACGACAACAGCGAUAGGGCUAGCAGUCAUCCCAUUCAUUGUCAAACCGAUAGACAAGAGUGUUGAUUACAUGAUGAACAACUCAGUGAGAAGAUGGUACCACAUAGAACCACCUGAAGAGGAACUAGUCCAUCACAGGAGAUAGCAGAAAAUGUAAUUACCAUGGCAACUGAUAUUUGUAUAGAAAUAUCCUUGAGCACCAGGGUCAGUAUUCAUUUCGUUACCCAAUAAAAAGCAAGUCAAGUUGACAGAAGGGCUUGUGGGAGGCCGGACCUUCUGUUGUUGGAGAGUGAAAAUAGUUUUCAUGUUACUGUAGUGAAAACAAUGGUGAAAAUCAUCACCGCUAAGAAAAGAUUGCUUUUUAGUUGUCCUAAAAUAAUAAAAGAUACAACAAAUAACAGCUGAAAUGUUCAGCUUAGAGGACAGUGGAGUUGUUCUCCAGAAAAGGUCACAAUUCAUGAAAUCACACACCAUAUGAGGUUUGAUUUUUUGGAUCACCUAAUGCCAAUUUUUAUUAUUAUUAUCUGCCUAAACAAAUUUCAAUUAGUUCGUUGUUCAUAAAUUGUCGUGAUCCAUGAAUGUUGAAUUAAAAGGUUAAAACCUAGCAUGCAUGUACAAUAAAAUGUGGGCUAUAAUUCUUGUUUAGUGUUGCCUUAAAUCAGGGUUAACUUCUGAAAAGACUUAAUUUAGAAUGCAACUCAGGGAGAAUCCUGCCUUGGUCAUAAAAUAUUGUGUUGGGAAGGAAAAAAAUGAAUAACACAGAAUGGUGAAAGUUCGAAAGAAGUCGAACAAGCAAUAAAAAAGGCCCUGCUUUAAAAUUGAGAUCCCUAAUUGUAGAUUUCCAAUUGGCCACUGGGUAAGUAUAUUAUGACAAGGGGCAAGGACAACUUUGCCAUAGGCCUUGUUCUUAAUUAUCAGGUUAUGACAUGCUGGCUCAGACCUGUCACCGUGGAUAAACCGCACCCCUGACCUUUGCUUCUAUCCAGCCGAGAAAAAGGUGCGGUUAAUAGACCGUUACUUACGGUAGUCUUUUCCUUUCACAUAUGGGGCCAAUUUGAAAUCUCCAUGGAUAUAGUGAUUACCAAUAUUUACAACUUAUAAAUUUCCAUAACAUUCUUAGUGUUUGUCCGAUAUUGUUUAGAUUUUCUCCUAUCAACUUUUUUGAAUUUUCUUUUUCUUUUAAAACAAGUUUUUAUUUGGGUUGGAUUCCCUUUUAAUGUUGAAGGUACUGUUAGUACUCUAAUUCUAGCGUUUGUUUUACUAAAAGGCAGCAUAAGCUUUGUAACAUCAGUGGUUAAUGACAUCUCCCUUGGGGCAGAAUAGACCAUUGAUAAACCGCUCUGAACUAAAUGUGCUUCCUAUCGCUACUGGUUAUUGGAAGAGAGUAAAAUUCUGUAGAAAUUAUAGCGAAUGAAGAUUUCAGAAUAUAACACAAAGGUUUGCAAUUAAUCAUACACUUGAUUUUCAUGUUUAAUUGAUUUCCAAGAUUUCAGAAUAUAACACAAAGGUUUGCAAUUAAUCAUACACUUGAUUUUCAUGUUUAAUUGUACAUCGUAGUUAUAAUACAAUCAAUCAAAAAUAGUAAAAAAAAUAAUAAUUAUAAAAAAUCUAUGACGAUUGCUUAGCUUUUCGUUAUGAGUGUUUGGUUGAAGAUAGAGAAAUCGUGUAUUUUAAGUGUUUUGCUCUCACAAUUGUUUGCUUUACUGCAUCUGCUAAAGAGAAGCAUUUCGGGGGAAAAUGCCUUGGGGGUAAAAUCCUGGUAUGAGAGUAGCUUUUCUGGAAAAGGAUCUAUAAUGGUUUAUCCUUGAAGUCAGGAAGAUAUUUGUUGUUAAGAGUGCCAUUGCUACUUAAGGUUGGCAAAGUUAAAGGAAUGUUCGUAUGAAAUUUAGGCAGAGUGUUGUAAGAAGAUUUUAUGUUUUUAUUUUUAAUUUAUAAUACACUUUGGAUGAAAAGUUUGUUUCAUAUUCAACUAUGGUUCGCAAUUACUUACCAGUACAUGAACUACCACUGUGAAUUGUGGUAGUGGUACUUGUGUGUGCAUUCUUAGCCUUUGAUUUAUUUAUAAGUCAGCAUGUGCAAUGAAGACAAACCAACAAAAGUGUAUUUGAAGUUUUGAACUAUUGUAUAACUGAAUGAUUAAAUUCAUA
This is a messenger RNA of Lytechinus variegatus (green sea urchin), 2679 nucleotides long. RefSeq names its product mitochondrial fission process protein 1-like (gene mtfp1). The transcript is spliced from 4 exons. Gene Ontology annotation, biological process: mitochondrial fission. The coding region runs from base 108 to 677 and encodes 189 amino acids. Lineage: Eukaryota; Metazoa; Echinodermata; Echinoidea; Temnopleuroida; Toxopneustidae. The record is from RefSeq and is a predicted model, not a curated record. Gene Ontology annotation, cellular component: mitochondrion.